Microplitis mediator is the source of this 2778-nucleotide messenger RNA. Its product is annotated as leucine-rich repeat protein soc-2 homolog. The coding region runs from base 515 to 2272 and encodes 585 amino acids. The record is from RefSeq and is a predicted model, not a curated record. NCBI's taxonomy places the organism in Eukaryota, Metazoa, Arthropoda, Insecta, Hymenoptera, Braconidae. The transcript is spliced from 3 exons. Gene Ontology annotation, molecular function: protein binding.
GUGUGCAAAAAACAUUUUAAAUAAUUGUAUAUAUUUUUUGAAUUUAAGAUAUAUAAUAUAUAUUAUUGAAUAUAUGUUUUAAAAAACCCUUUUGUUUUAUUAACCAUUGAUAUUUAUUUUUUUUUACCAAUUUUUCUAUUUGAAUAUUUGAAUUUGCCGCGUUUUGCGGCCGCUGCUCAAAGAGUCGAUAAUGCGGCUUUGUUAUCAUUCGAGGAUAUUCAUUAAUUAAAUUAUUGAAUAUAGACGUCAGCACCUGAGCUUGUUUGGAGUUUAAAUAAAAUUUAAUAGAAGCGGCACGUGUUGUUUAGCUUGUUUAUAAAUUACAAUCAAAUAUUUUUUACCACGUUUUUUUUUUAAUUGUAAUCAACGUGCAGUGAAAUAAAUGAGCUAGUCAUUUAGGGUGUAAUUAAUUAGACUAGAGAUAAUAAAUUGUUAAAUAAUUAAAUCCAAAGCUCAAUGAUAUAACCUUUAAUUAAAAUUAAUUGAUUAAAGAAUUUGUAAAUCACACGAUAAAAUGCCGGAAGUGAAGCUAAAAAAUAACGGGUGUGUAAAAAAAUCUUUGGUAAGGAAAAAUGGUCAAUUAAAUGGCAGUUCGAUUAAAGUUGAUUUGAGUAAUAAAAUAAAAGAAGAAGAAGCCAAAACACUGGAGCUUAAUUUGAUCACCAAAGAUUUGUCAAGUAUUUCUGAUAAUUUUUUUUAUCGAUACUGCAAUUUAUUUCGAUUAGAUCUGUCCGGUAAUAAAUUAUCAACUAUAACGAAUGCAAUUGAAUCUCUUGUUAAUUUGGAGUGUUUGCUAUUGGAUAACAAUAGAUUUAAAAAAUUUCCUCAAGUAGUUGAAAAUCUUGUGAGGCUGAAGGAGCUGAGCUUGAAGAGCAAUGAAUUGACUGAAUUUCCUGAAAGUUGUCGGGGCUCUGCGAGUAUAGAAAAAUUAAACUUGUCUGACAAUAAAUUAAUUUUUUUACCCGUAACCUGGGAAAAGAUGAGGCGUUUAAAGAGUCUAGAUUUGUCUUAUAAUUAUAUUAAAUCGAUUCCUACGUCUAUUGAACAAGGAAUGCCGAUUCUCGAGAUGCUGGAUCUAUCCGGAAAUAGAGGAAUGAUAAUAAAUGGUCACAUUUAUAGUCACAGAAUUAAAAAAUUUUACUGCAGAAGUAACAAAAGUCGUCGUUUAUGCUUCCCCGAGUGGAUUUUCUCUGGUAAAUAUUAUCAGUUCGAUGAACUGGACUUUGAAAACUCGUCAUUCAGUAUUAUAUUGAUACCACCAAACCCUAAAAUCCGCGUUAGAGUACUAAAUCUUCAGCGUUGUAAUUUUACAAGUAAAAAUAUUGCCGCUAUAUUACGUGACAUUGAGUCUAUUGAGUACUUGAAGAUAGGGAACAAUAAUUACUGUUCCGAGGGAAAUUUAUUCACCGAGUUACCGCUCGAAUUAAUAAACGCACCGCAGGAUCUCCUGGAAUUUGAUUGCCGAGAUGUCGGUCUCCCGUCAAUCCCACCGGCGAUAAAAAAUUUUAUCAGUAUCACCAAGAUUGACUUGAGUUUAAAUCACAUCAGCUGGCUGCCUAAUGAAUUCUGUUAUAUGGAAAAAUUAGAGGUUCUACUUCUUUCUCGCAAUACUUUGAUAAUGCUGCCGCAGAAUAUCGGGCAACUGGAGCGUUUGAGAGUACUAGAGAUUUCCGAUAAUCAUAUUUCAUCUCUACCGGAGUCUGUGAGUCAGCUCAAGAAUCUUCAGUACCUCGAUCUUUACCGUAAUGAUUUAUCCGAGUUACCAGAGUACUUUAAAGACUUUAAUAAUCUCGUAGGUCUUGAUGUCGAACAAAAUUUCAUCGAUACCGACAAUUGUCAAUUACUGAUGUACGAAAGUCUGCGUGAAGCAAACAGAGUCUACAAUAAAUCAGAAUUAAGACUAAAUGGUCCGAGGGUGGAACAGCAGUCAACUUAUUCAAGUCGAUCAACAAGUUCAUUAACAAAUUCAAAUGAUUCUUACGAAAGUGCCUUCGAUGUCUCAUGUUCAAUGUCUCAAGAGUGUUUUCUUAAAAAUGAUGAUAAUUGGGACAAAGAAUACGAUAGUUCGGAUGAUUUUGAUGCAUACAAUCCACCAGUCAUUGAUGAAAUCCAGUGGCAAUACCCAAGAAAUGUUUGGACCGAUCCGAUGCAUUUUUGUCCUGCGGAUUUACACGUGCCGAGAACAAAAGACAUAAUUGCUGAAAACUACGCUCGCGGAAAAUAUCCAACUCGACCAGCAAUUGUCGAGGGACAGUUUGAUGACGCCGAUUAAUUUCAUUAAUUAAUGCCGUAAGAAGACGAUGGAGUCGAAUUUAAAUAUCCGACGUCAGAUAGCAAGAAAUAACCAUAUAAAGAAUAUCUGAUUAUCCUCUUGUAUGACUUGAAAUGGUUCAAGUUUUCAUACUUGAAUAUAGUAAAUUCUCAUCUUCAUUGAUUAAAAUACUCAUUUUUUUUUUUUUUAUUUUUAUUUGUUAAUACUCUAGUAUUAUUUACUAUUAUUUUCAAUGAGCUUUAAAUGAUUUAACCCGUCAGCACUCCCGUGAUUUUUACUGUCUCGGUUGCGCGACAGCGACAUCCUAAAAAUUAAAUAGUGUCCUGUGAGCAAAAUGCUCAUAACGGGAGUGCUGACGGGUUAAAGUUUAUUUGUUAAGAUUUUUCAAUUAAUUUUAUGUAAAUACUUUCUUUUAUCGUUAAUAAUUAAUGAUUGUUAAUAUUAUUAUAGUAUAAGUACUAUAACGAAUUAAAGAAAGAAAUAAUUGAAAAUACUUACCUAGUUAA